CCAGGAUCUCUGCUGUGUGACUCAGAGGCAAAGACAAGAUCACUGUGGAAAGCUGCAGGUUUGCAAUUUGCCUUGCCGGGGACCAUGUACAGAGGAGAUCCUCCGGACCCUCUUCCUCCAAGAUCAAGGUGGUCGUACGUUCCACUUGCUCGCCGUGAAUAUGUAGUGGACAUUCUUCAGGUAGAAACAUUCAAUAUGAAUAAGAAAACGUUUCUUAUUCAAUUAGAGGACCCCCAACAAGAUGAAAUUUUUUCACACAGUUUUCAAGGUAAGCCGUAGCUUAACCCGCCUACAAUAUUACCAAGAACGAGCGCCAUGGCCCUUGUUCAAUUCACUCCUUUAUGUCUUCCGACUGAUAUCAACAGAUGUUUCUAGCAUGCAUUUAUCCGAACAAACACAUCAACUCAAGGCCCAGGGGGUGAAAAAUUCAGUGAAACUUGGAUAAGCGGUCACCCUUUGGGAAUGUCUUAGGGCCUGUUUACAUGGAAGUGGGGAACCCCAGGUAGGUGAGGUAACCGGCUUAGGUGGAGUGAAAAAAUAACCCUCCUUUACAUAUAAUCUUACAACCCCGCCACCUCGGGGUGCACAUUUUCAAGAUUAUUGAAUGAUCGCUAAGCACGUAAACAAGAAAAAUGCUGCAAAACCUCGUGUUUUGGCGAUUAAUGCUCUUCUACACUCACGUGCUGCUCUUGCUGCAACCUUCAGUGCUGUGGCUUUCUAUUGCUACCUUUAAUAAUGAUGCAAAGCCACCGCCAAAAUGAACUUUGCUCGAAUUUGAUGUAUUCCGAAUCCGACCCCUGCUAGGCGGGUUACCCCACCUUGAAACGUUCACAUGCAAACUUUGAACCCGGCUGAGAGGGUCACCCGGUCUGGCAGACCGGGCUACCCACCUAGGCGGGUCACCCCAGCUAUCACGUAAACGUGAUCCAAGUAAAAUGAGAGAUUAUAUGGACAGGUGGGUUACCCCACUUAAGCGGGUUGCCUCACCUACCUGGGGUCCCCCAUUUCCAUGUAAACAGGCCCUUACUGACCGCUUCAGGUUGACCAGAAAAUGCAGGAGGUCAAAGAGCGAAAUAUAUAUCCCACGACAAAUUGACCUCCAGCUGUUUCCACCUCUUCUUGGGCCAAAAGAAAGAACGUUAAACUUGACGCCAUACACAGUGCGACCUGUUGCACUAGUAUGGCACGUCUUCUGAAAGUGACCGUUUGAUAGAGGUGAAGACAAUAAAAAAUAGAUCUAGAGAGAUUAAGAGUCACGUUUACGACAAACGGAAAACAUCAGAUUCAAGGUUGAGAAUUUCUCAGAAUAAAAUUUGGAAAAAUAAGCCGAUAAAAACUGUCCAAAAAAAUUCUUAUAGAUAAAACUGGCGUAAAACUACUUAUUUUUGAGUACAAGUAAUAAACAGAAAACGGGUCUUGUGGUACAAAUUCACGUUUACCGUUUGGGGUAAAUGUAACUCUUAUAAGAGUUUAAGCAUCACGUAUACGGCAAACGGCAAACUUCAGAUUCAAGUUAAGAAUUUCUCAAAACACAAAAUGAGCAGAUAAAAGCAGCUAAAAACAAUUCUUAUGGAUAAAAAAAUUGCGUGAAACUACUAAUAUAUGUGUUGAAAUAAUGGAAAGUAAACGUGGAACAAAUUCACGUUUGCUGUUAGACGUAAACGUAAUACAGAGACCUUAAGAUCGAGGUUUGCGAGCGCUUGAGAUGACGAACAUUUUCUGUCCGUUUCGUUUGUUAGCAGUGGCGGAUCCAGGGGAGGGGUCCAGGGGGCCCGCCCCCUUACUUUUAGACCGAACUGGGGCCCGAAGGGCCGAAAAAAAAAUUGAGACGAGGCCCCCCCUUAUCUCAGGGUCUGGGUAACCGCCUCCUCCCCCCCCCGCCCCUUCCCACUCUCCCCUCCUUUUCAGAGGGUCUGGAUCCGUCACUGGUUAGUUAUCACCACUCUGGAUGUUUUUUUCCGUUGAAAUAACUCUAAAAGUUGUUUUGAUUAUUUUCCUUUGAAGGUAACCGUGCGGUGAAGAAUCUAAACACUAAGCGCUUCAGUGUAGAUAAUGGCGAAAACCACACACUCACAGCUAAG
Molecule: messenger RNA, 2081 nt
Organism: Porites evermanni
Lineage: Eukaryota; Metazoa; Cnidaria; Anthozoa; Scleractinia; Poritidae
Source: the annotation of a GenBank genome assembly